Molecule: messenger RNA, 4982 nt
Organism: Epinephelus fuscoguttatus (brown-marbled grouper)
Lineage: Eukaryota; Metazoa; Chordata; Actinopteri; Perciformes; Serranidae
Product: centrosomal protein of 120 kDa
Exons: 20
Coding region: 165-3155 (996 amino acids)
Biological process (GO): centrosome cycle; positive regulation of centriole elongation; interkinetic nuclear migration
Cellular component (GO): centriole; centrosome
Source: RefSeq, a predicted model, not a curated record
GCUUGACAACAAAGCAGCCUGUAACGGACAGACGGCGUCCUAGGAAACUAAAUCUCUGCCCUGUUCUAAUGUGGUGUCCACAGAUGAGUUUCUGAGUUAAACUAAAGGUUCAAAGAUUGAUUUAAAUCAACAGUUUAAUAAGUUAAAGUUGUACAAAUGUCAACAUGUCGUCGAAGACAGACCAACUUCUCAUCGUUGUGUCCAUCCUGGAAGGUCGUCACUUCCCGAAGAGUCCCCGGCUCAGUCUGGUGGUCCAGGCGAGCUUCGAUGGCGAGCAGCUGGCCACAGACCCGGUGGAGCACAGAGACCAGCCGCUCUUCAGCACUGAGCUGGCCUGGGAGCUGGACCGCAGGACGCUGCACCAACACAGAUUGCAGAGAACUCCCAUCAAGCUUCAGUGUUUUGCUGUCGACUCUGUGAGCAAGAAGAAAGAGAGCGUUGGCUACAUCAUCCUCGACCUCCGAUCUGUACAAGAGGUCAGACAGGAGCCUCGCUGGUAUCCAUUGCUGAGCAGUAAAUACACCAAACAGAGACCAGCCCUCCUCCUCAGCAUGGCGCUGGAGAACGACACCAAGCCGUCCGAGCCCUCACCUGAUAGGUUCAAAGCCAAGAAGGCCCCGCCCCGACAAGGCUCUCCCGCAGUAACUGACCUCCUGCCAGACAAGCUGGAAGCCACGCUGAUCCCAGACCAGGGUUACCAUCAGGUCGGACCUGCAGAUCACUGCUCCGACAUGUUCAUCCUGUCCGUCACUGUGGCCUUUGCUACCAAACUAGAGCAGUUGAUCCCCAGCACUAUGAAGCUGUCCGCGGAGGGGUCGGAGUUCUUCUUCUACUACUCUUUACUGGGGAACGACAUCACCAGCGAGCCUUUCCACAACCUGCUGAGCCCCGACUUCGAGCCGGAGCGCGCCUCUGUGCGCCUCCGCAGCAGCAAACAGAUCCUGCAGACCUUCCUGUCUCAGCAGCCCAGUUUAGAGAUCCACCUGUGCUGUGGGAAUCACUCUCUGGGCAGCACAGACGUCUCUCUCUCAGCUCUGGCUGCUCUGUCUGUGGAUCUGGAGAACAAGGCAGCGACAGUGGAGGGAGCUUUUAUACUCCAACCUCCUAAACGCACCAAGCAGGCGCUGCCGGCUCUGCCUGCCGACCUGCAGCCGACUGUGGGGGUGGCUGUUAGCCUGAGGAGGGAGGAGGUCACACCACAGUCUUUAGGGACUAGAGAAGGAGGUGGAGCUCAGACACACUCCAGCCCUCCUCCCUCUGCUCCUCCUGUUGUCCAGAGACCUCGAAGCUCUUCUCCAAUCCGAAAACCUCCUGACUCUUCUCCACCUGGUCCUCCUCUUCCUCCUCAUUCCUCUCAUACCGAGAGCGAAGUAGAGAGUCUGCUGGAGGAGCUUCAACGUGACAAAGCGCAGGCAGGACUGGCAGCUGCAGAUUUGGAGGUCCCUGUGCAGCCGCAGAGUCAGACUGAAGCAACAGCAGAAGGUGGAGCAUCAUCUGUCAGUGUCUCUGCUCCCAAAGUGUCCAUUCCUCCCUCCGCCCACCACUACUGCUUCUCUCUGGACCUCCGCAGCCUAGGGAACCUCAGCCUGACGCACCCCAUCGCUGCUACGCUCAGGUAUUCCUAUCAGUUCUUUGGCAGUGCAGCCCCCAUCAUGACCAACCCUCCUGUGGAGCUGCAGAGGAACAUGGAGGUGUCUCUGCCUCAGUCGUACUGCGCCUUCGACUUUGCUGCUCUGCCGCAACAACUGCAGGACACUUUCCUCAGGGUUCCUCUGGUGGUGGAGGUUUGGCACAGAGACUCCACCAGCAGAGACCAGCUGAUAGGACGAGCCUCCGUCCAGCUGUCUCACCUGCUGAGCUCGGAGAGGAGCAAAGUCCUGGCAUCAACAGGAGAGCACAGCUGGAGGCAGACUCACCAGGAUCGCAUCCCCGUGGUCAGAACACACCGCCCCAGUGAGAGGGUGGCAGAGCUGAGCUACGUGGCAACACUGGAGGACCUGGGGUUGGUUAAAGCCAGAGAGGUCAUCGUGUCUGACUCUUCACAGAAUGAACCUGCACAGCUGUCCUCCCACCCUGCAGCACCCAGACCGGCUGCACCCAGCCUUACCCCGGCCCCGCUGGGCCCCACGGCUCCAACAGCUCCCAGAGACACCCUGGAGUACCGCACGGCCCUGGAGCUGGAGAUGUGGAAGGAGGAGCAGGAGGAUCUGUUUGAUGAUCAGCUGAGGAAGAAGGAGCUGAGCCACAUGAGAGCUCUGGCAGAGGAGUGGAGGAGGAGAGACAGAGAGAGAGAAGCACUGGUCAAGAAGAAGGAGGUGGAGUAUAACGUGUUGGAGGAGCAGCUUCAGAAGACUCUGUCUGAUCUGGAGAAAAGAGAGAAGCAGCUGGCUGCGGCCGAGCUGGAGACUCAGAGGCUGCAGAGGGAGCUGCGAGCUGAACACGAUCUGACCCAGAGGGAGCUGCAGGAGAGCAGCAGGAGGCUGCAGCAGGACUGUGACCACCGGGUGGCGCUGGAGAGAGACAAAGUGCGCCUGAUGGAGGAGGAGAGAGGCCGGCUGCUGCAGCAGAUUGCAGACGCUGAGGCUCGGUAUAAACAGCUGGAGAAAGAGUUCCAGCUCUACAGAGAACAACAGAACAUCAGACCUGAGUUCAGACUGCAGUCAGAGAUCAACUUGCUCACUCUGGAGAAGGUGGAGUUGGAGAGGAAGCUGGAGUCCACCACCAAGUCCAAGCUGCACUACAAGCAGCAGUGGGGGCGCGCCUUAAAGGAGCUGGCCAGAUUCAAACAGCGGGAGCAAGAAAACGCCAUGACACGUCUCAAGAAGCAGCAGGCGGAGCUUGAGGCCAUGAGGCUGCGUUACCUAGCUACGGAGCAGAAGGAGGCGGUGAACCAGGACAGACAGGAGCUGGACGAUAUCAGGAACGAACUCAACAGAUUGAAGCAGCAGGAGGAGGACAGGUUAGGCCCCGCCUCGUCCCUGUGUGGCCCCGCCCCUGCUCAGAGCGUUAAUGAGAGUGCUGACGAACACUUGAGCCGCCUGUUGGAGGAGAGAGACACUUUGCUGAGGACCGGCGUGUACACCCAUGAAGACAGAAUCAUCGCUGAGCUCAACAGACAGAUACAGGACGCCAUGAGGGACAGAGGCAAUCUCUGACGUCCAAUCAAAAGACAUGCCUGAGACGGCAGGUGAACCAGCACGUUUACACGGAAACCCUGCUGAGUUCUGAGGCUGUUAACACCUGUUUUCAUCCAGUCAACGUUGCCUUAAAUCAGAAACAAAUGAAGUUCUGUGGUCACUUCACACAUUGAUGUACGAGUGUGAAUGAGCUCUGACAGCUGUUUGUGAUCAUUCUUUACAGUGUGUCUUUUCUAUCACACAGUAUGUAGAGAAGAAGUGAGUACAGGGAUCAGUAUAUCUCACAGGUUUAAAUACGUACAUGUUUGUAUUUAAGAUAGACUUGACCCUGUCCUUUAAAGGAUCAUUCCACUAGUUUUGCAUGUCUGAACCUUUAAAAACACAAACAUGUUUCCAUCAACGUUUCUUUUCCGGCAGAAAGUUUUCAUUUUAUGAGCUGCUGAUGCGUUCAAGGACAGUCUGACAUCUCAGAAUCCACACAAACUAUUCACAGUGCUCACUGUGGCUGAAAGUAUGAGUUGAUUUAUCGCUCAUUUGAUUGUCAGAAUGUUUACAGUGUUAAAUAUUAACAGUUUGUUGGACUUGUGGUCAGUUUGAAGACAUGCUGCACUCUGAGAGUUUGUAGAUAUUUAUUUUAGAAACUAAAUGGUUGAUCGAUGAGAAAAUAACUGCUAAAUUCAUCCACAUUUUCUCAAGUAAAACAAUAAUUUUGCUGAAUUAUCUCUCCAGAUAGUUUCCAUGGACAUGAACUCAAACCAGUGUCUGCCUGAAAGGAAUUUGAAGAUUAAAACUAAGAAACUAUUUGUUAAAUCAAUUUUUAACAAACUCCCAGAUGAUGGAACAUAUACGUCAUAUACACAUGAAGGACUAAAACCUGCAAAACCAGUGCACUGUUCCUUUAAAUGUGAUUGUUUGAGCAUCAGAGGGUUAAAAUCUGAAGCAUUGUAAAGUUUUUAGAGGAGUGAUGAGUUUGUGUACAGUCUGUAAAAUAUUAGUGAUGCUUGUCGUGAUGAGGUUUUUAAUCUGACAGCAGGUGGCGUCGCAGCCUCAGAAACAAACGCUCCUCUGACCUGCACAAGCUGUGAAACAUUAACUUAUUUUAUCAUCAGAGCAGAGACCAUUUCUGUGUUUGUCUGCAAUAAAUUAUAUUUGGAUAAAAUCUGCUGUGUGAAUGCUGGUUUCUUGUUAUUUUCUCAUGGAGAUGUUUUAAUGUAUUUCUGAUUAAUUAAAGAUAUUUAAGAACAGAGACAGAGAAAUGUUUGCGCUGUUAAAAUAAAUGAAUCAUUUGCUGGUUUUUUUUCUGUGGUUCACACAUUUUGUAAAUACUGAUGUAUUUUAAUGUGUCAUGUUUAAGUAGAUGCAGAAAUAUGAAGUGAUUAAAUAUUAAACUGAUUAACAGCUGAGGCACGCAGAACAAAACUGAAUAUUUACUUAUUUGAAUUAAAACACACAAGAUUAAUUCUAAAUCAUAAUGACUGAUGUGUUUCUGAUUAAACAGAGUUUUUUUGUGUGUGUCUGUUACUUUAUUUUUAACCUCCCACUCUGCUUGGUUUAAAGCUUUUUGAAAAUUAAUUGUUUAGGGGCGUUGGUGGCUUAGUGGUAGAGCAGGCGCCCCAUGUACAAGGCUGUUGCCACAGCGGCCUGGGUUCAAAUCCAGCCUGUGGCCCUUUGCUGCAUGUCAUCCUCUCUCUCUUUCUCCCUCUCCCCCUUUCACACUUGUCUGUCCUGUCCAUUAAAGGCAAAAUGCCCAAAAAUAUCUUUAAAAAUUUGUUUAAUUGAAGCAGUGAAUUUCUAUGACGUGAUGAAAUUUGUCACAUGACAUCAUAGACUUCUUGUUUUUUAUUA